Lactuca saligna is the source of this 1139-nucleotide messenger RNA. The record is from the annotation of a GenBank genome assembly. NCBI's taxonomy places the organism in Eukaryota, Viridiplantae, Streptophyta, Magnoliopsida, Asterales, Asteraceae.
AUGGCGCCCACGUUUUAUGUUGGUUCGGAGGCUGGGCUCAAGAAGCUUGAUGAAUAUCUAUUGUCUCGCAGUUACAUCACAGGGUAUCAAGCUUCAAAGGAUGAUCUCACUGUCCAUGCAGCUUUCACAAAACCCCCAUCACCCCAGUAUGUGAAUGUAUGUCGUUGGUUCACUCAUAUCGAUGCCCUUUUGAGGAUUUCUGGUGUGUCUGCUGAAGGCAGUGGUGUUGUUGUUGAGGGAUCCGCUUCUUUCCCAGAAGAAGCCAUUGCAACUCCUCCAGUUGCUGAUACAAAGGCUGCAGCUGAUGAAGAUGAGGAUAGUGAUGUGGAUCUUUUUGGUGAAGAGACCGAGGAGGAAAAGAAGGCUGCUGAAGAACGUGCAGCUGCAGUGAAAGCAUCUGGGAAAAAGAAAGAAUCUGGGAAGUCUUCGGUGUUGUUGGAUGUGAAGCCUUGGGAUGAUGAAACUGACAUGCAAAAGCUUGAGGAAGCUGUUAGAAGUGUUCAAAUGGAGGGCUUGCUGUGGGGUGCAUCAAAGUUGGUGCCAGUUGGAUAUGGUAUUAAGAAGCUCCAGAUUAUGAUGACAAUUGUGGAUGACCUGGUAGCUGUGAUAUUGUGGCCUUCAAUAAGAUAUAAUUCCUGCUUGAUUUGGUGGGACAGAAGAAAGAUGCAGGAGGAUGGUUUUGUGGAGUUGUUAUUUAUGUAGUUUGCAGUUGUGUUGAUCAUGAGGGAUUCUAUCAGUGUUGACGUUUUGCUAUAUAUAUGGUUAUGUUUGUGUUGAUCUUUGAUUGUCUCCUAACAUCAUUUGCAAAUCAAAAACGAAAAUCACAACAAAUUAUAAAUUGAAAUCCUUUUAAAAACUGUAACAUUCCUUAAUUAUAUUUACGGCAGCCCCAAUUUGUUGCAAGAUUCAUAGAAAAUAGAAAGUAAAUAUUACUUGAUUUUGGCACCAAUAUUAAGGUGUUUGAUAUUGGAGGAGAUGAUUAGGAAAAUUAGAUAGUUGUUGGGAAUACAUGAAAGUGAAAAAUGUCUUCAAAAUUAUUUAUUACAUAUAAAACAAUGGAAGAUCGCAUAUUUUUAUCUAAUAAGCUAAUUAAAGUGUUUGGAUUGUACAAAAUAAUUUAUGUUAAUUGUGGUUCGGUG